Molecule: messenger RNA, 2439 nt
Organism: Drosophila ananassae
Lineage: Eukaryota; Metazoa; Arthropoda; Insecta; Diptera; Drosophilidae
Gene: cert
Product: ceramide transfer protein
Exons: 9
Coding region: 198-1988 (596 amino acids)
Biological process (GO): ER to Golgi ceramide transport
Cellular component (GO): Golgi apparatus
Molecular function (GO): phosphatidylinositol-4-phosphate binding
Source: RefSeq, a predicted model, not a curated record
UGUUCUCUUUUGUUCCGCCUGGUCACACUUUUGUUUUGGUUUACGGGCGAUUUCUUUCGGUGUUGCGUUCUGUUCUGUUAUUUAUCAAAUUCUGGACUCCUGCUUCUGGAUACCGCCGGGGAAACUGAAAAGCAAUCGAUAACUUGGCGGUGGCACUGGUGACUGGAGUUGACACUGGAUUCCGAAACUAUAGCGCCAUGGACAAUGCUGGGGAGUCGGCCUCGCCGCCAUCGAGCAACGAGGCAGCGGCUGGAUCACAAAGCGAAGCCUCCGAGGAGGAGGAGUAUCUGGAUAACAGCAUCGAGCUGCGUGGAUACCUCAGCAAGUGGACCAACUACAUAUAUGGGUGGCAGCCCCGCUACAUUGUCCUGAAGGAUGGCACUCUGUCCUACUACAAGUCGGAGUCGGAGUCAGAUUUCGGCUGCCGGGGAGCCAUCAGCCUGACCAAGGCCACAAUUAAGGCUCAUGAAUCUGAUGAACUACGCUUCGAUGUGGUGGUCAAUAACCUGAACAACUGGUGCCUGCGUGCGGAGACAUCCGAAGAUCGCAUGCACUGGGUGGAGGUGCUGCAGCUAUAUAAGGAGGAUACCGGCAGUACGGAUACUACAUCGCUGCGACGUCAUGGCAGCACCAUGAGCCUACAGUCGAACACCAUUUCGCUGACCAGUGGUGGUAGCUUGAAGAAAACCCAGCGUAAUCUGCGCGAAAAGGUCGGCGAGCUAGAGACCUUUAAGGAUAUCCUGUUUGGUCAGAUCGAGACAUUGCAGCGAUACUUUGACGCCUGUUCGGAGUUGAACAAAAAUAAUGCCCAACCUCUCGAUUUGGGUGAUGGCCUUAAGAGCAUCGAUUUCAAGGGGGAAUCCAUUACGUUUCGCGCCACAACCUCUGGGGUGCUGACAACUUUGCAACAUUGCCUGGAAAUUAUUGCCGAAAGCGACGAGUCUUGGAAGCGGAAACUGGAGCGUGAGAUUGAUAAGCGCCGUCGCUCGGAAGACCAGAAUAAAAAGUUCAAGGACGAAAUUGAGAAAAUUAAACGAUUAUCAUAUCCUGGCCCAGAUUUCGAGGAGGGCCCACAUUCCACAUUGCCCGAGGAUGAGUUCUUCGAUGCUGUUGAAACUGGCCUGGACAAAAUCGAGGAGGACAUGCAAUUGCGAUUCAAGCUGAAACUGCAGUCCCAAAUCUCACAAACUCUGGUCAAUGUCCCACACGAAGCGGUGGCCGAGGGCGAGGAGGCACGCGAGGAGUUCGGCACGGGUGCGGAGGCCAAGAGCCAUGCCCUGUGGCCCGAGAUCGAUCGCGUGUGCAAGGAGCAGCUGCACUAUGCCAGGGAAGGCGUCGGCCAGGAUGGCAACGGUUGGCAAAUCUUCGCCGACGAGGGUGAGAUUAAAAUGUACAAACGCGAGGAGGAGGUCAACGGGUUGGUGAUGGACCCCCUGAAGGCGUAUCACACGGUGCAAGGGGUGACUGCGAGGGAAAUGUGCCACUACUUCUUCAUGCCAGAAUUCCGCAAUGAUUGGGAGACCACACUGGAGGACUGCACAAUUCUGGAAAAAAUCUCGGCGGAUACCCUCCUGUUUUUGCAAACCCACAAGCGCAUUUGGCCGGCUAGCCAGCGGGAUGCGCAGUUCUGGUCGCACAUGCGGAAGAUCACUGACAAUCUGGAACCUGGCGCUCGCGAUAUGUGGGUGGUGUGCAACAACUCCACAGAAUACGCCAAGCAGGAGUCAAAGAAUGGCAAGUGCGUACGUAUUUUCCUGACCGUCAUCCUUGCCUGCCAGACCCACUUGCCCGAGGGCUACGUGAAAGGUCAGCCCUUAAAUCGCGAAGAUCUAACCUGCAAAAUAACAUAUUGCUCCGUGGUGAAUCCUGGAGGCUGGGCACCGGCCAGCGCGUUGAGGGCCGUUUAUAAGCGUGAAUAUCCAAAGUUUCUGAAGCGCUUCACCGGCUACGUAAUAGACCAGUGCAAGGACAAACCCAUCAUGUUCUGAUAUUUGCCAUAAGCAACAAAGCAAUCAAUACUAAUCUGGGACUUUUUCCUUAAAAAUCAUAAAUCUUGAAAAGAACUUUCUCUAUCCUCAACUCCAGUUUUAUACACGUUGACAGGUUGAGUUUAAGUUAGCCUUAAGUUAUGUGUAAGUGAAACACAAUCAUUGUAUAGCUCUUAGUUCCGAAACUUUCUAACUGUAAUGUGUAUCUAUAUGGAAAUGCUUUAAAUGCAACAAUUGCAAAAAGGACGAUGUGAGGGAUCCAUAAGUAGUCAUAAGUGAGCUUUCUCUUCGGUGUGAAUCUAUAGAAAUAUGUAUAUCCGCAUACGUACGAGUUGAGUAUAUAUUACCAUAUUCCUACCUCCCUACCGCCCCGCCCCGCCCGGCAACAUCCUCUUUACCGAACUGUCAAGUGUGUAAAUAAAUGCGACUUCUUGUUAUCUCCAAAAUAAAA